AUGAGCCUCUCAAGCGCCCUGGCAGACGCCGAGUCAACGCUACAGUCGGCGGUGCGCAACGAGGCCGCGCGCUCGCUGGAGCCCGUCCGCCGGCUGCCGCAGAUGCUCGCCGCGGUCCUGCCGCAGCUGCAGCCGGCGCCGCAGGCGCUGCAGCAGGCGGGGCCGGGCGGCGAGGCGGUCACGCCCGCGGCGGCGGGCGGCCCGGCGGCGCUGGGCCCGGAGGAGGCCGCGGCGCUGCAGCAGCAGCUGCGGGACGCGGUCGCGGCGGAGGUCGGCGCGGCGGCCGCAGCGAUCCUGGAGCGGCAAGAGGAGCUGCUCGCGCGCCUGGCGGCGCCGCCGCGGCCGGCGCCGCUGGCAGAAGAGCAAUGGGACGCGCUGGGCCGCCGCCUGGCCCGGCUGGAGCGGCUGGUCGAGGCCUCCGCGCCCGCGCAGGCGUCGGCGGUGGCGGCCGCGCUCGCGCCGCUGGCCGAGGCGCAGCGGGCGGAGGCGGCUCGCGCGGGCGAGGGGGAGGGCGCGCUGGGCGCUGAGCUGGCGGCGCUGCGGGGCGCUGUCGACGCCGCGGCGGCGCAGGCCGCGGCGGCGGCAAGCGCGGCCGCCGCCGCCGCCGCUGCCGCGGCCAGCGGCGAGGGCGGCGCCCAAGCGGCGAGCGCAUCGGAGGAAGAGGGGGCCCAGGGACGGGCCUUGCUGCGGGAGGCGCUGGGGCGGAUUCAGCAGCUGGAGGGACAGAUCGGCUCAGAUCUGGGUGGCGUGCGCGCCGCAGUGGAGGAGGCCGCGCGGCGCCAGGGCGAGGCGCUGGCGGCGGCCGAGCGGCGGUGGGCGCAGGAGCGGGAGGCCGCCGAGCGCGCAACGGGGGCGGACGCAGCGGCAGCUGCCGGGCAGCUGGAGGAGCUGCAGUCUGAGGUCGGCCGGCUCAGGUGGGCCUUGCAGGAGCUGCCAACACAGGUGUCGCUGGUCCUGCAGGCGCAGAGAGGGGGCGGCGCCGACGAAAACGGCGGCGGCAGCGGCGGCGGCACGGCGGCCGCGGCGGCCGCCGCUGCUGCUGCGGCCGCCGCGUCUGCGGGGUUGGAGGAGGUGCGGGGGAUGGUGGCGGCGCUGCAGUCUGCAGUGUCCCAGCUGCAGCAGCGGGUCGAGGCGGUCGGCUACGAGGUGGCGUCCUCUGCUGAGCAGCAGCGCGCGGCGCAGCAGCAGGCAGCCGGCGCGGCGGACGAGGAGCGGCGGCGGUUGUGGGACGCGCGGGAGGCCGAGGUGGCGGCGGCGGCUGCCGCCGCCGCGGCGGGCGCAGCCGACGCGGGGCAGUUGUACAGCUCGCUGGCGGACGCGGUCGGGCAGCUGGGCGGCCAGCUUUCCUCGGAAAUCGCACUCCUGAGGUCCGAGGUUGAGGGGCAGCUGUCGUCGCUGGAGGGCCGCCUCGGCGACGCCGCGGCCGAGGCGGCCGCGGCGGCGGCGCAGGCGUCGCUUGGCGCGCUCGCGGCGGGGGCCGCGGGCGGCGCUUGGGACGGGCAGCGGCCGGUCGCGGCCGAGGUGGGCGCGGAGGAGGCGGCCGCGGCGGCUGCUGCUGGGGCUGCCGCGGGGGGCUGGCCGGCGUACGGCGCAGCACAGCUCGGCCCCGUCGCGCCCGCACAGCCCGGCUGGGAGCCCCGGGACGGCCUCUCGGCUCCGCCUCUGCAGCAGCAGCAGCAGCAGCAGCAGCAGCAGCAGCAGCAGCAGCAGCAGCAGCAGGCGCUCGCGCCCCGGCGGCCGCCCUCUCCGGCCGUCCCCGACGCGGCGGCGCUGCCCGCGGACGCGCUCAUCCCUGAAGGCCUCCGCCUGCUGCGCGCCGGCCGCGACGCGACGCGCGGCCUGGGGGCGCACGAGCUGGGCGGGCCUGACUUUGGGGCGGCCAAGGCACUGCUGGGCGGCGCGGCGGCGUGCUUCGAGCGGCACCUGGCGUCCGUGGCGCAGGGGGACAGCCGUGCGCUGGGCAACCUCGGGAACGUGCUGCUGGCGCAGGGUGAGCUGGAGAUGGCUCUGCUGGCGGAGCUGCGCGCGUCCGGCCCGCCCCGCAGCCCCGACGAGGCGCAGGGGCGGGAGCUGGCAGAGCUGCGCAUGAGGGGAGAGGCCUCCUCCCUGCUGACCCGCGCGGGGGAGAUGUUCCGCGGCGUCCUCGAGGCCGAGGGCUGGUCCUCCCGCGCCCUCAUCAACUGGGGCAAGGCCAUGACCGGCCGCGCCCAGCUGGCGGUGCAGCCGGAAGCCGCCGAGAAGCUGUACAACGCCGCCAUCGACAAGUUCGAGGCGGUGCUGGCCGAGGAGCCGGGGCUCGCGGUGGCGCAGUACCGCUGCGCGCUCGCGAUGCGCGGGCUGGCGGGGGUGGUGGCGGGCGGCGCGAGCGGCGCCGGCGGGGCGCGCGCGAGGGAGGCGGUGACGCUGCUGCAGGAUGCUGCCAACUACCUGGGGGACGCGGCGGCCGCGGCGGCGCCCGGGCAGGCGGGGGCGGACGACGGGCUGCGGGCGGCGGUGGCGGCAGCCCUGUCAGAGGUUCGGCGGGAGAUGGAGCUGCAGAGAGCGGUGUGA
Monoraphidium neglectum is the source of this 2550-nucleotide messenger RNA. RefSeq lists its product as hypothetical. Gene Ontology annotation, molecular function: protein binding. The record is from RefSeq and is a predicted model, not a curated record. The transcript is spliced from 3 exons. Lineage: Eukaryota; Viridiplantae; Chlorophyta; Chlorophyceae; Sphaeropleales; Selenastraceae. Bases 1 to 2550 code for a protein of 849 amino acids.